This is a messenger RNA of Rosa chinensis, 2376 nucleotides long. Its product is annotated as COBRA-like protein 10. Lineage: Eukaryota; Viridiplantae; Streptophyta; Magnoliopsida; Rosales; Rosaceae. Gene Ontology annotation, biological process: cellulose microfibril organization. The transcript has 2 exons. The record is from RefSeq and is a predicted model, not a curated record. Gene Ontology annotation, cellular component: membrane. The coding region runs from base 225 to 2204 and encodes 659 amino acids.
UCUCCACAAAUUUAUCAAUCUCACACAUAAUCUUAAUUUUGAGUUUCUCCUUCGACACCCAUUUCUCGAUUACUGCAUUUGGUUUGGAACAUUGACUCUAAGAUCGAAACAAUUCUCAAUCAUAUACUUCCUAGCUGGGAAUAACAGACCCAUGUCACAUAACAUCAUCAUAUAGCAGCCGAUCUAAGAUCAUCAUCUUCCUAGUAAUUGUGAAAAACAUAGACAUGAAAAGGGCUUGGAGGGUUCUAACACCCAUGUUUAUCUUGUUUGCUUUUGAAUUCUCUAAUUUCACCAUAGCUCAAGAUUAUGGUGAUGAUGAUCAACAACCAGCUGCACCACCCCCGGCACAAGACAAUUGCAAUGGGAUCUUUCUAGCCUACUACUUCAUUUCGCGCCACAAAAUAUACCCUCUCCUAAAGAAUGCAGACAAGCAAGCAUGGGCCUUCAAUUCCACGGCGACCAUAAUCAACACCGGCUCUUACGAACUCAAAGCAUGGAAGAUUUAUAUAGGUUUUCAACACAAAGAGAUCCUAGUUGCUGCAAAUGGAGCGGUUCUAGUGAAUGGUGAGGAUUUCCCGGCUGAGGUUGGAACUAAUGGGACUUAUUUUUCUGGUGCCCAACAGACAGAUUUGAAAACCUCAAUUAGCACAGGCGGAGAUUAUACCCAAAUUCAAGCCCAGAUACAAAUAAGUGGCACUCAAUUCGGGCUCAAGUCAUCUGUGACCCCAAUGCCGAAAACAAUACGCCUCGUUAACGAUGGAUUCAAGUGCCCCUCACCAACCAAAAAAAAGACAGCACUUACUGUUUGUUGCGUUAGGAAUCCGAAAAGCAAGGUCACUACCAACACGGUCAAGUUCUUACCUCGCCAAAAGGGUGAUCUAUCAAUCUCUUAUGAUGUAAUUCAAGCAUAUGGGAACAAUUAUCAAGCUCAGGUGACAAUGGAGAGCACUAGCCCUUUGGGACGUUUGGACCAUUGGAACAUAAGCUGGGAAUGGAUGAGAGGGGAAUUCAUAUACAAUAUGAAAGGAGCUUAUACACAUAAAAUGGACUAUCUGCCUUGCAUUUAUGGUGCUCCUGGACAACAAUACCAACAGAUGGACUUUUCGAAGGUUAUGAACUGCGAAAAGAAUCCCACCAUCGCUGACCUUCCCAGGGAGAGAUCAAACGACUCUGAAGUCGGAAGGAUACCUUACUGUUGUAGAAAUGGUAGUCUCUUAUCUCCCAUAAUGAACGUAACCCAAUCCAAGUCUGUUUUCCAAUUGCAAGUGUUCAAGCUAGCUCCUGACUUGGAACGAACAACAUUGUACCCUCCGGAAAAAUGGAAAGUUUCAGGGGUAAUUAGUGCUGAUUACAAAUGCGGGCAACCUAUUAGGGUCGAUCCUACUGAAUUUCCAGACCCAAGUGGUCUUCAAGCUUCAACAUUAGCAAUUGCAAGCUGGCAAGUAAUUUGCAACAUCACAAGGCCUCAAAAUAAGAAAAAUAAGUGUUGUGUUUCAUUCUCUUCUUACUACAAUGAAUCUGUCAUACCAUGCAACACGUGUGCCUGUGGCUGUACUAACACUAAAAAUUGCAACCCUUCUGCCCGAGCCAUGUUUCUACCUCCUGAAGCUCUUCUUGUACCGUUUGAAAAUAGGUCAGCCAUGGCGGAAGCUUGGGCGAAAAUCAAGCAUUUUCAUAAGCCCAAGCCACUACCUUGUGGUGACAAUUGUGGAGUUAGCAUCAAUUGGCAUGUGCUAUCAGAUUACAAUGAUGGAUGGACAGCCAGAAUCACAUUGUUCAAUUGGAUGCCAAUGAAUUUUGAAGAUUGGUUUACCGCAGUCGAAAUGAAGAAGGGUGGUGGACGUGGCUUUGAAAAUGCUUACUCUAUGAAUGGGACCAAAAUUUCUAAUAUGAAUAACAUCAUCUUCCUCCAAGGUUUAAAGGGCAUGAAUUUUUUGGUGAUGCAGACAAAUGGAACAAAGCCUAAUAGUCCCAAGGUUCCUGGAAAGCAGCAAUCUGUGAUUUCUUUUAAAAAGUCUCGUACACCGGGCAUAGAAGUAGCCAAAGGGGAUGGCUUUCCUGCAAAAGUGUUUUUCAAUGGAGAAGAAUGUUCGCUUCCUACUUCAAUUCCAUCAUAUGGAAACCAGAAUCAUGUAAAUUUGGUAGUUGUAUUUUUCCUUUCAAUUUUGAGUACUUUUGCUAUGUCAAUCAUAACCUUAAGAUAGAUGCACAAAAUGAAGUUAGGCUACAUCCUUGUACAAAACAAAUUUCUAUUCAGGUUACAUAGUUGCAGUAAACUAUCACCUAGAGCCAGUUCUUUGCUCAAUACCAUUAGCAUUUAUUCUUAUAGGACCAUCUUACUAUAGGUCAAUUUAUUUAGCCCACAUUCUUCUAAUU